AUGGCGAUGAAGAACCUUCUUGCCCUUGUAGUUCUUCUUGGAGUUCUUGGAGUUUCGGUUUCCGUUCCAAAUGGAGGAGGCCUUGACCUUGACUACUACCGUCACAAGUGUCCCGACGCAGAAUCCAUUGUCCGUAGAAUCACGAUUCAAUAUGUUUCUCACCAGCGGAGUCUUGCUGCUGCACUUCUAAGGAUGCAUUUCCAUGAUUGUUUCGUUAGAGGAUGUGAUGGUUCCAUGCUUCUGAAAUCUCCAAACAAAGAUGCGGAAAGAGAUGCUUUCCCCAACUUGUCAGUGAGAGGCUAUGAAGUUGUGGAUGCCGCCAAGGCAGCCCUCGAGAAGAAGUGUCCCGGUGUUGUCUCUUGCGCUGAUGUUCUUGCCUUAGUCGCAAGAGACGCCAUCUUAGUGAUCCAAGGACCAUGGUGGCCGGUUCCAUUGGGACGGAGGGAUGGUCGCAUCUCAAAAGCAUCCGAGGCUAAUCUACCAUCGCCUUUCGUCAACGUAACUACACUGAAGACGAACUUCGCCGACAAGGGUCUUAACGCUAAAGACCUUGUCGUUCUUUCAGGAGCUCACACCAUCGGAAUCUCUAGUUGCGCCCUCAUCAACGCCCGUAUCUACAACUUUACUGGAAAGGGCGAUUUCGACCCGUCGAUGAACCCUAGCUACGUUAGGGCAUUGAAGAAAAGGUGCAAGCCCACUGAUCUCAGGACCCCAGUGGAGAUGGAUCCAGGCAGUGGCAAGAAGUUUGACACUCACUACUUCAGAGCCGUGGCUCAGAAGAAAGGUUUGUUCACCUCUGACUCGGCACUUCUCGAUGAUCCUGAGACCAAAAGCUACAUUGAAACACAAGCUGCUUCUGUUGAGUCUUCUUCAUUCGCCAAAGACUUCGCCGACUCAAUGGUCAAACUUGGUAUGAUCGAAGUACUCACUGGGGAAAACGGUGAGAUCAGGAAGAAGUGCGCUUUCGUUAACUGA
Arabis nemorensis is the source of this 975-nucleotide messenger RNA. Lineage: Eukaryota; Viridiplantae; Streptophyta; Magnoliopsida; Brassicales; Brassicaceae. The record is from the annotation of a GenBank genome assembly.